Dentiscutata heterogama is the source of this 1011-nucleotide messenger RNA. The record is from the annotation of a GenBank genome assembly. NCBI's taxonomy places the organism in Eukaryota, Fungi, Glomeromycota, Glomeromycetes, Diversisporales, Gigasporaceae.
AUGCAAUUCGAAGAUACUAAAUCUGGUUGGUUGACAAAACUUGGUGGAAAUGCUUUAAGAAAAACCUGGAAACGUCGUUGGUUUGUAUUAAGGGGAAAUUCUUUAUUCUAUUAUCGGCAAAAGGAUAAUCCAGAACCUGCUGGCGUAAUUAACCUUUCAACAUAUAAUUCUGUAAGCCAAGAUUCGUCAGCCACUAAAAAAUCUUCAUAUUGUAUUCGCAUUGAAAAAAUUAUUCGAGAAAAUGAUUCAGUUCAUUCAACACUUAGUUAUAAUUCACGUUCUAUAAAAAAAUCUACUGCAUUUCUCGUUUUCGCUGAUACUGAAUCUGAAAUGCAAGAAUGGAUUUCAGCUUUUGAAAAACGUUUGGGUGGUCGAAAUAUUGUUGAUAUAGUUUUGGAUAGAUUAGAACUUUCUGGUGGUAUGCACCGUAGACAAGCUAGUUAUAGCUCUUUAAGUUCAUUUUAUUCUAGAAAUAGUGGUUUUGGUUCUUCAACUGGUUCCACUUCUGCUUCAACUUUCUCAUCUCGACGUCCUUCGUUGGAAUCUUUGAGUUUGGAUACUCCACCUUCUAUAAAUUCAAGAAAGAGUUCUAUCGAUUCAUUUAAUGGUGUUCAACAUACACCAUCAAAUUUAGUAGCAAUGUUUGGAUUAGGUCAACCUAUUCUUCGUAAACCUGCUUCAUGUUCUGGUUUACAAGAUAAAAAAACGAAUAAUACAGGUGGAGGAAGCACUUCUAUACCUCAUAAUACACACGUUCGUAAACUUUCACUCACGUUCAAUAAAGAACCUGUACGUGCACAAACCGCUCCAUUAAUAAUGGUUCACGGAGAAAAUACGAAAGUCACUUCAUCACUUGAUACAAUAUAUUUUCCAAAUAAUCAUAGUAAUCAUGUAAUUAAAAGUAGUCCAUUAGGUAGAAAAAAGGCUACCUAUCUUGAUCAAUCUAAAGAGAUCACCCCAUCUUCACCAAUUACUCCACUCGCAAAUGUAUUUCCUAGUCAUUUGAACUAG